AUGUCAACAUUUUAUUUAAAAUAAGUAAAAUAAAUUAUUUAUUUAUUCCUUUUAGAUAACAAUAGUAUUCUUGGAUAUAUCUCUUAAAAAGAUAAUAGAAAAGCAUAAUCAUAGUCAAAUAUUUAAGGGAUUUGCUUCAAUUAGAUAAGUGAUAAGAGCAAGGCUCAGUGCGGUUAGAAUGAGGAUAGUUAAGAUAGUUAAGUAAAAAAUAAUAUGCUAGACUAUAAAAAGCUAUAUAACAAUUAUUUAAGUGGAUUAGACUACAUUUAUAAAGUUAAUUAAUGGUAAAAUAGCCUCAAAAACAAUAAUUUAAAUAUAGAAAUUUAACAAAAUGUAUUAGAAUUGUAUUUAAAAUAAGAAAAUGAUAUUAGACUCCCUCAUUUAUGGUUAAAAAAGAAACUAACAAUUAAAAUAAAAAACUAUAAGCAAAAAAUAAAUUAAAUUAUGAAAUAGAAUCAAAAUAAUGCAGAAAAAUCUCUUAAAAUAUUUUUAAAAAUACAUUUGAAGCACUUUUAAUUAAUAAAUAAAGGGGGGAAAAUGAUAUUUUAAAUAUCAAUCAAUUAAUUAUUCAAUUUUAGAAAGCAACUUAUGAGGUACAUGAAAGGGCAUUCCUUUCAUUAUUAUGUUGAGAAAUUACUUAGUUACCCUUAGAAUUUAUAAGUUGAUGCUUCUUAAUUUUUGGUGAAUGAAAAUGUUGAAUGCUUUGGAAAGUUUGAAGUAGUAGAAAAAAAUAAGUGUUAGAGAAAAUUUUAUUUUAAAAAAUUGAAUUAGAUGUUCCUCACUGUUUGA
Messenger RNA from Tetrahymena thermophila SB210, 789 nucleotides. RefSeq lists its product as hypothetical. NCBI's taxonomy places the organism in Eukaryota, Ciliophora, Oligohymenophorea, Hymenostomatida, Tetrahymenidae. The transcript has a single exon. The record is from RefSeq and is a predicted model, not a curated record.